This is a messenger RNA of Cryptococcus deneoformans JEC21, 987 nucleotides long. RefSeq lists its product as hypothetical. NCBI's taxonomy places the organism in Eukaryota, Fungi, Basidiomycota, Tremellomycetes, Tremellales, Cryptococcaceae. The record is from RefSeq and is a predicted model, not a curated record. Bases 116 to 898 code for a protein of 260 amino acids. The transcript is spliced from 5 exons.
CGAAGACAGCUCUCGCAUCAGAUAAAAGCAACAUUGCUGAAAAGGUCUGCACCUGCACUCGUAUACUUUAACUUAUUCGACCCAUUAACUAUCUAUACAUCCAAUUAUAGGAUUCAUGAUGCCUUCCCAAAGAGUAAUUCUCGUUACCGGCGCCUCAGGGGGCAUUGGUCGUGCUUCGUCCAUCGCUCUCUCCAACACUUUCCCUUCAACUGCCCAACCUGAACAGCUUGUUCUUGUUCUAGUCGGCCGAAGGCAAGCAGAACUUGAGGAGACGGGAAGGCAAUGCAGGGAUGGAACAUUGAUAGAAGUGGCCACCGGAGAUGCUAGCAAUGAGGAAGAUGUAAAGAGGAUUUUUGAAACGGUGAAAUCCAAAUAUGGUCGACUUGACGUCUUAUUCAACAAUGCCGGUAUCAACGACAAAUCCCCAGGAGAGUUUGAAGACCAGGAUAUGGACGUGUUCCGAAAAGUAUUGGACAUCAAUAUCAUGUCUGCUGUCCUCUUCACGAAAUACGCUUUCCAUCUCAUGAAGGCCCAAGAACCUCAAGGUGGUAGGAUUAUCAACAAUGGUAGCAUUUCUGCGACAAGUCCCCGUCCCAACAACACCGCUUAUACUCUUUCUAAACACGCCAUCCAUGGUCUUACGCGCUCAACAUCCCUUGAUGGGCGAAAAUACCAUAUCACAUGCACUGAGUUGGACAUCGGUAACGCUGCCACCGAUUUAGGAUCACACGUGACGGCUGGAUCACUUCAGGCAGACGGCACGAAGAAAGUUGAGCCCGUGAUGCACGUGGAUAAUGUGGCUAAAACGGUAGCAUUCAUUGCGAGUCUUCCUGCAGAGGCAGACAUAUUAAGCUUGGAGAUUAUUGCGUCUGGUAUGCCUUAUGUUGGACGAGGUUAAGUGGUGGGUUGUGAUCAGUGAUGGGAGUCUAUAUGUCUGCUCGCGCUUCUGUAUAUAUGAUAGUUUUUUUCAUGCCAAGUGUAACAUCG